Oppiella nova is the source of this 321-nucleotide messenger RNA. The record is from the annotation of a GenBank genome assembly. NCBI's taxonomy places the organism in Eukaryota, Metazoa, Arthropoda, Arachnida, Sarcoptiformes, Oppiidae.
AUGAAAGCGCACUAUACGAUGAGGCGCACUAUAGGGCGUGAAACAGGGUAUAGCACUCGUAAUCAUGACUACUGGCGCUCGAGAGGUGUUCCCGGCCCUAAACCGCAGCCAUUCCUCGGGAACCUCUUAGAGGUGUUCCGAAAGCCAUUGUCUGAUAUUGAAGAGCAACGGUUCAGAGACUAUGGACGAGUGCACGGUUUCUACGACUUCAAUGAACCGGUACUUACUGUCGGGGAACCGGAGCUAAUCAAACAGAUUCUGGUGAAAGACUUCCAGUCGUUCCACAAUCGCCGCCAACUGAGGGUCAGCUCCAAGUACUAC